AUGACCCUUCUUCAAAAGAAUUUGGUGUCUGAGAGCCAGCACACCGGAGACACUGUGGCCGUGAGGGUGGCAAGGGGUGCUGUAUUUCGCCUACCUGUUGCCCGGGUGCAUUUGGAUUGGGAAGUGGGUGCUGGACAUGUGAAUGUGGGGGUUAUGAAGGAUUUGCCAGCCGACGUCCUUCUUGGAAAUGAUUUGGCCCCCCUUGUUUCUGCAUAUGCCCCGAUGGGUCCCGCUGAAGUGAACCCAGUGACGACCCGUGCCCAGACCCGUGCCGCCAAGACCGGCCAACCUGCUGCUGAGACCCAGGAGUUUGGCAGUCGGCUGUGCAAAGCCUGCAUUUCUACAAAAGGGGAUUAUCGGCUAAACUGCGGUUUCGUCUGUUUAAGCGAAAUGCAUCAUCUCAAGGCCAGCCUGUUUAGUGUACGUGUUUCUUGGCAGUUCUUUAAAGUGUUGGCUACAAUACUCUUUUUAUUCAUGGUAUUUAGUUUCUUCAUGAUAGAGAGCACAUUUUUGAACAAAUGGUUUAGGACACAUGUCCACCAGAAAUACAUCACCCCCAAAAUCAAACACGGCAUCCAAAAGGCCCUCUCUUUAACCACCAGAUAUCCUCUAAAACCUCCAUACCCAUACCCCUACAAGUUCCUCAUCAACCCACAAGACAAAUGCACAAAAAUAAACCCUUUUCUUGUUCUCUUAGUACCUGUUCGUUGCCAUGAUAUAGUCACCAGGAAUGCCAUUAGGGAAACGUGGGGAAAUGAAAAUAACUACAAUGGUGUUCCAGUGGUAAGAGUUUUUCUCGUUGCAACAUCCCCUCGUAGACCAGAAGCUGUCCAACGAAUGCUUGAAGAAGAGAGUGACUACUUUGGUGAUAUUAUACAGCAGGAUUUUCUAGAUACCUAUUACAAUUUGACUCUAAAAACGCUAAUGGGCAUGGAAUGGGUUGCAAAAUUCUGUUCCAGUGCCAGUUACAUGAUAAAAAUUGAUAGUGACGUGUUUCUUAAUGUGGAAUAUCUCAUCCAUCAAGUCCUACGUCCAGAGUUGCCAGUUCGAACCAACUACUUUACUGGGCAAAUAUACUCCAAUAAAAGACCUAUAAGGAGUAAAGCUAACAAGUGGUACAUGCCACCAGAAAUCUACCCCAAUAAAACUUACCCUCCAUUCUGCGUUGGUAGUGGAUAUGUUUUCUCAGCAGAUUUAGCAAAGAAGAUCUAUGAAAUAGCUCAAGUUGUACCUGCAAUACCCUUGGAAGAUGUUUUUAUAGGGAUCUGUUUGUAUGUGCUAAACAUCCCACCCACUUACACUCCAGGGAAUAUUUUUAACAGGUACUACAAGUACGAUCGUUGUACAUUCCAUAAGCUAGUUGCAAGUAAUCUAGAUAACACCAAUCAACUUCCAAAGAUAUGGCAAGAUUUUUGGACUAAUAAGACAUUGGGAUGUUAA
Pelobates fuscus (common spadefoot toad) is the source of this 1440-nucleotide messenger RNA. Its product is annotated as beta-1,3-galactosyltransferase 1-like. The record is from RefSeq and is a predicted model, not a curated record. Bases 1 to 1440 code for a protein of 479 amino acids. Gene Ontology annotation, cellular component: Golgi membrane. Lineage: Eukaryota; Metazoa; Chordata; Amphibia; Anura; Pelobatidae. Gene Ontology annotation, molecular function: N-acetyl-beta-D-glucosaminide beta-(1,3)-galactosyltransferase activity. The transcript has 3 exons.